ACUGAAUAUAUGGUAACAUACAACAGGAGUACAACUGAAUAUAUGGUAACAUAUAACAGGAGUACAACUGAAUAUACUGUCACGCAAAGUUCAACAGUAAGGAGUUCAAAAGGUGGUGGUGUGAUGAAGAAAAGACGGUUCCCAUACCCACGUAUCAAAUUCCCAUUGCGAGGAUUCUCUAAUUUGAAUACAUGUAUCAAACUGAACAGGCUCACUGCUCAUUGUUGGUGGCCAUAUAGGGUAUGGCCAUUUAAAAGCACCCCAUUGAAAAAAUGCAUUGGGAUAGGAUCUCAUUCUGUUGCAUGUGAUGUAACCGCAAACAACAGUAAUGGGGUAACUACAGUGAAAACUGUCAUAGUUGCACCUCAAGUAAUGUUCAAGCCAUUCAAAAACACAACAUGUACAUAUCUAAAUAAUGCAACCGUUCAUUGCACAAAAAGAAAGAAAUCCAAAUAUAAGACAUCACUAAACAUACCUAGCUACUGGCCAUUUGAUUUUCCAAGACCUCACUCAUGUAAAUUACUCAAUAACUACACUUUGACAUGUCAUGCACCCAUCACAACUUACUUCAACAACUGGCCAUUUCCAUUUCCCGUACCAACUUUCUGCAUGGAUUUAAACCAUGAAACAAAGUUUUGUCCUAUUCACUUAAACUCAACAGUGAAAACGGUAUUGUUGGAUUGGGAGUUCCCAUUUCCUUAUUCUCUCCCUUGUAUUCUAAUGAACAACAAUACAUAUUACUGCAAGGGUAUGUCAAGGGGAAAGCUUACAAUUGUCUCAUUUAAGUGGCCAUUCAGCUUUCAAGCCUCGUUAUGCACACUUCAGAAUCUCCAUAAACAUUAUUUCUGUUGUCCUCCAUUCAACAAAAACCUUAAUAUGUUUAAUCUAUUGCCUAAGAAAGGCACAGAGGUAACAUUUGUUAUAGAAUUCUGGGUGUCUCUGUUUGUAUGUAUUAUUGGCCUCAUGGGUAGCAUUCUUUCCUUCAUGGUUCUAAAAAUGCGUAAGAACAACUCGAGCGUAGUGUACCUGAAGGCGCUGGCAAUUAAUGAUGGUCUCUCAUGCAUCUGGUACCUCAUAUUUGAUGCAUAUCUGAUUGUUUACAAUUAUAGCUCAUGGAUAACUAAUCGUGAGAGUAAUUCCAUACAUCAAAUCCCACAAGUUGCUUCAACCUGGUUAUUUCCUAUACGGUCAUCCCUAAUUGCUAUAUCCAUCUGGUUGGUUGUCUUUUUGUCAUGUGAUAGAUACCAAAUUGUGGCCAGCCCUCUAAAGGCUAAAAGGUGUUGCACUGUACGUAAUGCAAUGAUUAAAACACUUGUUAUCGUUGUCACAUGCUUCUUGUGCCAUAUUCCACAACUGUUUUCUGGAAGAGCUGUCCCAUCUGUCAACAGUUGCACCAAUGAUAUGUGGAUAAAACAUGAAUUCACAGAUAUGGGUAACUCAGAUGCCUUUCAGAUUGGGUACAUGAUAGUUUUUCAGGGGCUCAUGAGAGGUUUUAUCCCAUUCGUGAUAGUUGCAAUAAUGAAUGGGCGAAUCAUCAUGAAAGUUCGGCAAGCGACAAAACGUCGUUUAGACUUGUCAAAUACAGAUCCUGACAGAAAAAGUACAGAUGACAAACUGAUGAGACUCCUCGUAGCAAUAGCAAUCUUGUUUCUCAUUUUGAUUUUACCAUGGCUUGGCUAUAUAACAUACUCAGCCAUAUUUAUUAUAUUUAAGAAUGAUGGAAGGCUAUUCACCAUCUUUCCAUUCUUAAAACAAGGAAGGAUACCUAUAACAAUAACAAAUGUCCCUGCAGUCACAAAUUCUUCAUAUUAUUUAGCUGCUACAGCAAUGCUUUGUAUUCGUCUUAAUGGAGCGCUAAAUUUUUUCGUCUAUAUAUUAGUAAGCAGUGAAUUUCAAAUGAACUUCAAGAAAUUGGUGUCUUGUUCUAAGGGAACAAUGCGGCAUCAUCAAAACCGUUUUGAGAUGACAGCAACUACGAGUGUAAGGAGGUUUCACAAGACAGCAUCAAAGUUCAAGAAACCUGUCUCUUUAGCAAGUAGAAAUGACAUUGUGACAACCAAGGUCUAACUCUAGAUAUCCUGAGCCAUACCCUAAGAUUCAAAAGAAUUGUAAAUGGAAUUGAUAAAAGUCUCUAAACCAUUUUACUCCCUAGGAUUUUUUUCUCAGUUUGGUAAAAUUCUUGUGUGCAAAUAUUUGUUGCUCGCUUUGCUCAUAUCAAAAAAGUGGUAUUUGCAUCGUCUGUAAUAUUUCUUCUGAAAAAUGGCAGUAAUUUUGAAUUUAAGAAAACUCGUUCUUAAAGAGAGUCCUUUGCUAGGAAGUCAUCAGCACAUAAUAUGACAACUGGUAUUUGAGUUAUCAAAAGUUAUAAAUUUUUGGAAAAGUGGUAGCCAUUUUGAAAAGAGCAGCUGUACUAAAACUUCCUUCAUGAACAGAGGUUACAUUCUCAUAGAACAUUACCCUAUUAAAGAC
Molecule: messenger RNA, 2469 nt
Organism: Owenia fusiformis
Lineage: Eukaryota; Metazoa; Annelida; Polychaeta; Sabellida; Oweniidae
Source: the annotation of a GenBank genome assembly